Messenger RNA from Meloidogyne enterolobii, 276 nucleotides. The record is from the annotation of a GenBank genome assembly. Lineage: Eukaryota; Metazoa; Nematoda; Chromadorea; Rhabditida; Meloidogynidae.
AUGGAGGAAUUUGGGAGUCAACAGGCUGAGGGCCGUCUACAAGCUGCUGGUAGUAAUGUCCGUGGUGUACAAUGGCCCCCUCCCGAAAAUAUAUCAGAACCUGAGGCUUUCGGUGCUGGUAGGAUGCAAGUUCAAUGGCCACCUACUGAACAGGAAGAGCGGGAAGUUCAUCAAGUAGAAAUUCUUCAAACUCAUUUGCCUACAAAACCGCAUCAGAGAGAAUGGCCACCGGCUCAUUAUGUUGCUGCGCAAGUUGGAGGGGUUGAAGCACAAUAA